This is a messenger RNA of Gryllus bimaculatus (two-spotted cricket), 514 nucleotides long. Lineage: Eukaryota; Metazoa; Arthropoda; Insecta; Orthoptera; Gryllidae. The record is from the annotation of a GenBank genome assembly.
AUGAGGAGGACGGUGCGCAGGUAUGCCCCGCACUGGCUAUUCCCUGAGAGAGUCUACCCCGACUUCGUGUCCGGGUGUGCGUACGUAAUGACCGGAACCUCCCUGGAGCUUCUCUUCCAAGAGGCCUUGGACACGCCCCUGCUGCCGCUGGAAGACGUCUUCCUCACCGGGAUUGUGGGUGGUAGUCGACUCGGCAUUCCACUGGUGCACGUUUCUCGCUUCUGGACCGCUCAGCCUCGGUUCGAUAUGUCUACGAGUGUUUAUCACCACUGCGCGUAUCACCACAUGUUGGCAAUGCACCACAUCGCCCCGGAGAAGAUUCGACAGCUGUGGAAAGCGCUGGUUCAGCUGCAGCCCGCACGAGAGUGCGACACGUUCCUCAUGCACAUUCUGGGGCACCUCUUCACUCCUGGCUCCUACCAAGUUGUAACAGACGACCCAUGGUGAUAAUUGCUGAAUUUCUACCCUGCAACGUACACCAUUGUUUGCGAUUCCAUACAAUGAAAAUGAUUGC